This is a messenger RNA of Zootoca vivipara (common lizard), 2783 nucleotides long. Lineage: Eukaryota; Metazoa; Chordata; Lepidosauria; Squamata; Lacertidae. The record is from RefSeq and is a predicted model, not a curated record.
AUUCCUAGAUUGGCCAUACUAAUUCAUGCUCUGGACUACUGUAAAGUGCUCUACCUGGGGCUGCCCUUGAAGAUGGCAUGGAAGCUCCAGUUAGUGCAAAAUGCAGUUGAUUAGUUAUAGAGUGGAGCCGUUAGCAAGAGCCACAUUUCACUGAUCAUUGAUAUAGGUGGAGCAGCUCAUAAAAAGGUUAAGGACCCCUGACAGUUAAGUCCAGUCGCGAAUGGCUCUGGGGUUGCACGCUCAUCUCGCUUUACUGGCCGAGGGAGCCAGCGUUUUUCCGCAGACAGUUUUUCCAGGUGAUGUGGCCAGCAUGACUAAACUACUUCUGGUGAAACCAGAGCAGCGCACGGAAACACCGUUUACCUUCCCACUGGAGCGGUACCUAUUUAUCUACUUGCGCUUUGAUGCGCUUUUGAACUGCUAGGUUGGCAGGAGCUGGGACCGAGCAACGGGAGCUCCCCCUGUCGUGGCCGCCAACCUUCUGAUUGGCAAGCCCUAGGCUCUGUGGUUUAGACCACAGUGCCAACUCAUGAUCUUAAUCCCAUUUAUUCAACAGGAUUUGGGAAUGGAAAUGGGGACAGGGUAGAUGGAAAAGGGACACAGAAAAUCUGCAUUUCUUCUAAAUGGCUCAAGGGCAGUAAAGGUUGCAGUCCGUGGAGAUGAAGGCACUUUACACCUGUUCAAAGGCUCUCCUUUAAUAUUACUUCAUAAAUUCCAGUUCUUACUACAAACCUGGACAUUGUGAUAAGGAAAAAGAGACAGUGCACCUAAUGAUAAAAAGUUGGGACAGAGGGUUUGUUGUUUGCCCAGGCUCUGCACAGAAAAGACUUUGUCUGUAAACUGACCUGCUUGCUAGGGUGGCUCCUCCUCUGCCUGCAUUUCCCUGUUUGAGCAAUAAAGGUUAGUUGGGACUAAAAAAGAGAGAGAAAAAGAUGCUCAACUUCCUGGUCUGCUUGUCUCUGGAAGCAAAGCCAAGCAGCACAUAGUCUGAGCAAGCUCUAAAGAGCCAGGCCUUCCAAAUCAGAUUGCUUCCUGUUAUACUGGAAGGACAAUGGCUUACUGUAACCUGGUCAGGUAUUGGAACAAAGGAGUUUUAGCUCUAGAGAAGGGCAGCUGGGAAUCUGCCUUACACAUCUUCUGCAGCAUUGAAAACCCUCCUUCAAAGAUCAACUUCAACAUUGGCUGCCUGCAUCUUGCGAGGGGAGAUCUGGAGCAAGCUCUGGAGGCAUUUGACCGAUCCAUUUCCAAAGACAAUUGCUUAGCUGUGGGUUUCUUCCAGAGGGGACAUGCUUACCUGUUGCUGGAGAGAUAUGAAGAAGCCCUGAAUGAUUUCAGGCUUGCCCUGCUGCACCUCAGGAAGAACCCCUGCAUUGAUUAUAAGCAGCUGGGUCUGAAGUUUGUGUUGUGUGCCUGGGAGGUGGCGUACAACACUGCUGCGGCUCACUGCCGUCUUGGACAGUGGCAGGAUGCUCAGCAAGCACUGAAGGAGGCUGCCAGGGAGACCCCAAAGGGUCAAAUCCACCACCUUGAUAGUGCUCUAAAGCAAGUGCAGGAACAUCUCUUCUUGGAACCCCGAAGUGUCCCUCAGGGGGAGAUCUUCAAGCCCCCAAAGAAGGAUGUGGAAGAACUAGAAGAAAAAGACUUCCUGGGCCAAGCCAAGGUCAUCUCUUCUGCUUUUGAGGAAGAUUGUGGCAUCGGCUUUCAUGGUCCCCAGCCCCAGGACUUAUCCUCUUCUGGGGAGGCUGGUGACAUCGCCAAUGGGUUCAUGCUGCUGAAGAUUCACACCUCCUACUCUGUCAAGGUGAAAAUGUGUCCUGCCCCAUCCCUGGCUGACUUCAGGAACCUGCUACAGGAAGAGUGCCGCCAGCAGGCUACACGGAUGUCAGUGAGGUACAAGAUUUCAGGUAGUGAUGAGCUGAUCCCUGUUAGCAAUGAUGAAGAACUGAGGAACAUCUGGCAAAGCAUGGAAGGUGGUCAGCUGACCCUCUGGUGCCAGGCCCAAAGGGAUACCAGGAGCAGUCCAGUGCUCUACCACAUGAUUGCAUGCCACCCCUACACUGCUCAGGGGCAGGAGGAUCUGUCUUUCAAAGAAGGUGACAAGCUGGAGAUCCUCUCUGAAGUGAACGAGGAGUGGCUGGAAGGACGCUGCAAUGGAACCACUGGCAUUUUCCCAAAAAGCUUUGCUGUGCGAGAGUGCUGUUGACACACCUGCUCCUAGAGCAGAAAAAGGGGGCUCGUCCCCUAGCUCACCCACCCAUUCAAUCACAGGUGCUACAAUCAACCCUUCCCUUGCCAUUAGGUGCUGUGUUGCCCUUCAGACAUGCUGAAAAUGCAUCUAAGUGUUGGUGAAGUGUUGGCUUCUUAGGAAUGGAUACAUUUCAGUGACUCAUAAAGUUACCCUUUUUGCUUUGGUGGCUGAAAAGAUCAGAAAGAAGACCCUGGACAAUAUAGCAGUGAAAUGUAAGGGAAACUCAGAGAUCUAAAUAGAGACUACUAUCUGUGGCGCAGCAUCCCUUUUGCUUGUAUUUAUUUUUUAUUCAGAUUUGUCAUGGCCAAUGGCUAGUACAAUAAAGUUAAUUGGAUUGGGGUGUUGGUGAAAAGCAAAUAUAUUUCCUUCUCUUGAGUUUGUAGUUAAUGCAUUAGUUACUUUAAACCACCAGAGGGCACUGUUGGUCUAGCAAUCUUGCCAGCACUUGCUUAUUGUCUUUGCUUUGUCAAUAAUGCCGCCCUAAAAGCUGAGCUAUUUUGUUUGUUGCUCUGUCCCAACUUUUUGAGACAAGAUA